AUGGAGUACUACGAUAUCCGCGUCGAGGACUAUCUAGACGACAAGCUGCAGUCUACAACGGACUUUGAGCACCUAGACACGUUGCUAAGUAGCGUCGAGCACCAGCGCAGCCAGCUGCAAUCCCAGCUCGACGAUGCCACGCGCGAGCUCGAUGAGGCGCGGAGGUCCGCCGAAGGCCACAAUGCCUCCCUCCUGGCCCAGAUCGACGAGUUUCAGACGCUCCAGAAAAGCAUCGACGUCCGCCUGCAAAUCAUCGCCGAGUCCGAUGCGCCCGACGAAGCCAUCCGCCGCCUCGAGCCCCCCAUGAAGCAGCUCCACAAGGUCGACCUCGCCUACCGCUACCUGCUGUUGUUGCAAGACGUCGAGGGUCUGCGCCAGGCUGCCCGCUCCUAUCUGCCACAGGAUCCAAAGGCCGCGCUGGAGCCCUACACAAAGUUGAAGCAGCUGUCCCUGCGGCUGAAGGAGCUUCAACAGCAGGCGGACGGCGCUGCGGUACACCUUGUCGCGCACGUCGAAUCGGUGGCAGAGAGGCUGUGGGAUGAGAUGAAAAAGACCAUGUGGGACGAGCUAGAGGCGGUACUGGCGAAGCGCGGGUGGCCAAGCGUCGACCCGGGCUCCGAGGCGGACGAGGAGUGGCUCCAGUGCUUUGAGAAGCUCCUCGACUUGCAAGCGCCGGAGGUCUUGUACUCGCCCAGCCUCGUCAGUCUUCUUCCCAUGGAUGUCAUGGCGCAAAUAUUUGUCAAGGAAUUCCGCUUCCACUUUAUGGGCGACAAGCCAACGAGCAGUCCGCAGGCCAUUGGCGCAUACUGUUUCCCCUGGUUUCUGAGUCUGAUCGAGAAGUGGGAGUCCUUCUUGAGGGACAACUUUGGACCGAUCCUCGCGUCCAGGUUCGGCGAUACUGCCGUCUCUGACAAGAUGGUGUAUAUGGACCCUAUUUGUGCGUUCAUGACGUCGAUGCUACCCGUCGUGAGGGAGAAGAUCGCUGCCACAAUUACGGAGACAACCGGGGACACGGUCUUCCUUAGCAGCUUACUGGCCCAACUAAUGACGUUUGACGAAAGGCUAAGAUCCGGAUUCGCCUAUGAUGGGGGCAAUGCCGAAGAAGGCUGGGAUGGUCUGACAUCGGAAGUCCUCAGUAAGCACUUCCGAAUGUGGUUGGAGGCAGAAAAGAAGUUUGCUCUGGAGCGGUACCAGGCCAUCAUGGCGGCGCCAGACGCAAGACACAUCGACUACGAGUUUGCCGCAUCGGGAAAGACCAAGCCCACGUUUGCUGCGGUCCGAGUCGUAGACCUGCUACGGUCCGUCACGACGCAGUAUGCACGGGUGAGGCGAUUCUCGCAUAAGCUCCGCUUCCUCAUAGACAUCCAGCUUAACAUACUGGAUGAAUACCACGAUUAUCUUAGGGGAACGCUAGAGGCGUAUCUGAGUAUUACCUCGACUGUUGGCAGAGCCUUCGGUGUGACAAAAGAGCAGCUGGCUGCUUUGGAAGGCACCGGGGCGCUUGAAACGCUCUGCAAGGUAUAUGGGAGCGCCGAUCAUAUUGUCAACACUCUGAAAGAUUGGAGCAACGAAGAGUUCUUCGUCGCGCUGUGGGAGCAGCUCCAAGCAAGAGCCAAGAUCACCGAGGAUCAAAGCAAUCUUGUCGGCGGCAUGAGUUACGAGCACGUUAGGGACAGAACUUCGUCAACUGUCGGUACCGCUGACGACAGUGGCGUCCUCUUCGAUGAGACCAUUGCCGCGUACGGCCAGAGGCGGAAGCGGGCCGAAGAGUUUCUGUCGGAGGCACUCAUCGAGUCCCAGCGGAAGACUUUCAAGGCAUAUCUCCACCGACCACAGUGGAGCACCAUUGCCGAUGAUACUGCCCCAGGCGAUCUAGCCGUGACUGCUGAGUUGGAUGAGCCGCUGAGGAUUCUGAAACGAGAUCUGGACUUCCUCUUUCGCGUUCUCGGAACAGCCGUCUUCCGCCGCGUCUGGCGUGAGGCACUAGAAAAGCUGAACAAUACGCUGUGGAGCGACGUGUUGAUGGGCCAGAAGUUCACUGCGUCCGGGGCAGCCCAGUUCAUGCGCGACGUGCAAGCGAUCUCGGUGCUCGUCGAGCGCUUCAUCCCCGACGGUUCCAGCUCGCUCGGCAGCCUCAGCGAUGCCCUCCGGCUACUGAACUUGCCCACGGAGGCUCCGGAGGGCGCCAUGUCUCUCAAGCGGGCCACAGACAUGGUAUUCACCGACAACAACGAGGCGAAGAAGGUUCUGGAUGAACUGGAAAUCGACUCGUUGACGCCUGCUAAUGCGAGGCACAUCCUGCAACGCAGGGUGGAAAACGCCGAAUGA
Molecule: messenger RNA, 2328 nt
Organism: Chaetomium strumarium
Lineage: Eukaryota; Fungi; Ascomycota; Sordariomycetes; Sordariales; Chaetomiaceae
Product: TIP-1 family-domain-containing protein
Exons: 3
Coding region: 1-2328 (775 amino acids)
Biological process (GO): regulation of ER to Golgi vesicle-mediated transport; endoplasmic reticulum to Golgi vesicle-mediated transport; retrograde vesicle-mediated transport, Golgi to endoplasmic reticulum
Cellular component (GO): Dsl1/NZR complex
Source: RefSeq, a predicted model, not a curated record